GAUGCUCUCAACGAGAUCGUCAUGGCGGUGGAUCUCAGAGAAAGAGGGACAGUGGGAUGCUGCUACUAUGUUGCAAGAGAUGAGAAGCUGUGCUUCAUGGAAGAUGUUAAGCUCGGAGGUGUUGACGUGGUCGAUGCUUUGAAGUCUUUCAUCGAACCUACGGUAGUCCUAGUAUCUGCUAGAGCUGAUGAUGCUGUCAUAAAUCGAUUGGACCCUGAAGCUAGACGCUCUACCUCCAUUGAUGGGUCAAGCGAUCCAUUUCGCCUCCCAUACCUGCUCGAAGUCCGUCCAUCCUCCGAGUUCGGCUAUGACGCAGCGAAGAACAAGCUCGUGAAUCUCAAGCUCGGCGAUGACGACGGACCGCAAGUCACAUUCGUUGUUCCAGGAGACGUGAUGGUGGCAGAGGGCGCUGACGACGGAGGAGGGUUCAUCGGACGUCAUGAGCAGCUCCUGAGGCUGUCUGGGUGGAUUGAUGUGGAGAGUCGCCUGACUGUCGGCUGUGCCGGAGCCUUAAUAUCUUACCUUCAGAGAAGACGAGCAGCUGGAUUCCUACCCGGUGACGAGGCUGCUCACCUCGUAUUCCGGAUCUCUACACUUGAGAUGUUCACGUUGCGGGAUACUAUGUUCAUCAAUGCCGAUACUUUGCAGUCUUUGCAGAUCUUGCAAUCGGAAUCACAUCCGCACACCCAUAACCAAGGCCCAACGAAAGGAUCAUCUGGCUCGAAGGAGGGGCUUUCUGUGUAUGGACUGUUCCACCAUCUCGCCCGAACACCGCAAGGCAAAUACCUCCUCCGACAGUAUUUUCUCCGUCCCAGCCUUAAUGUUGAUGUCAUCAAUGAGCGCCUCGAAACUAUCAGCAUUUUCGUUCGCCCAGAAAAUUCUGAGCCUUUAGAGAUGCUUGUGAAAUCAUUACAGUCUAUAAAGAACAUCCGAGUGAUCAUGAUCAACUUGCGCAAGGGGGUCGGUGGAGGUCUUACUAAGGGAGGAGGCAUUGCAAAGAGCAUCUGGGCAGGCAUUCGACUAUUUGUGUACCACGCCAUGAAGAUCAGGGACACUUUCCAAGACGUGACGGGCGGAGAAAGGCUUGCCAUUCGGGCAAGGAUUUUUGAGAAAGUCGAUACAUAUCAUUUCAGCCAAGUUGGAAGAAAAAUAAGCGAAGUGGUCGACUUUGAGAGAUCGACAGAAGAGCUCCGGACUGUCAUUAUGCCUGGCAUAGACGAAGAGCUUGACCAAAUGAAACGUACAUUUGACGGUCUUGAUGCCCUACUCAGCCAAGUAGCUCGCAAACUAUCAGAAAGCAUUCCAGCCGAGCUGCAUGAAACCCUCAAUGUCAUCUAUUUUCCGCAGAUUGGCUUCCUUGCUACGGUUCCACGGAAUCAUGCUACUGGCGGAGGCGUAUACCAAGGCGGGAUCGAGAAUCCAUGGGAGCAGAUGUUUUCAACAGAAGAGCAGGUUUACUUCAAAAACAAUGAAAUGCGGGAAAUGGAUGAUCAUUUCGGCGACCUACACGGUAUCAUCUCAGACAGGGAGAUUGAAAUCAGUCAUGAUCUUGCGCAAUUUGUUCUCGAGUACGAAGAGCUACUUACCGUGGCCUCGGAUAUCUGCGGCGAAUUGGACAGUCUCCUGGCGCUGGCUCAAGGUGCGAAGAUGUACAGACUAGCGAAGCCUAAGCUGACAAAAGACAACGUGGUCAAGAUAAAAGGUGGACGCCAUAUUCUGCAAGAGCUUACGGUACCGGCUUUCGUUUCAAACGACACAGACCUCGUUGGUGGCCACGGAGACGAUGCGAUGGAACAAGACGGCCUCGAAUCGACUGUAGAUCGUAGCUCGCACGCGCCGCAGAGGUCUUCAGGUCGGCCAUCUGCAAUCAGAAGCGAUGGCGCAAGUCUACUGAUUCUCACGGGACCGAAUUUCUCUGGCAAAAGUGUUUACUUGAAGCAAGUGGCGUUGAUCGUCUUCAUGGCGCACAUUGGAAGCUUUGUGCCUGCGGAAAGUGCCAGGAUUGGGCUUACGGAUAAGAUCCUCACUCGAGUAUCGACUCGUGAGACUGUUUCCAGGAUCCAAAGCGCCUUUAUGAUCGAUCUUCAGCAGAUAUCGCUUGCCCUGAGCUUGGCUACUCGACGCAGUCUGCUUAUCAUUGAUGAGUUUGGAAAGGGCACGGAAUCAAGUGACGGUGCGGGCAUUGCUUGCGGAGUACUCGAGUAUCUGCUCAAUCUCGGUAAAGAAAGUCCAAAAGUUCUCGGAGCGACGCAUUUCCACGAAAUCUUCGAGAACGGCUUCUUGAAGCCUCGUCCGUCCUUAGCAUUUGGUCACAUGGAAGUACGAGUCGAUACAACUGCGUCCGAGGUAGACGAUCAGAUAACAUACUUGUACAACUUUCGCGAAGGGCGUAGUACUUCGAGUUUUGGGACAUGCUGUGCCGCAAUGAACGGAGUUCCGCAAGAUGUAGUUAGGCGCGCCGAGGAGCUCAUUCUUCUGGCAGCGAAAGGAGAAGAUCUCGUUGCUGCUUGUGCUGUAAUGCCUAACGCGGAAUUGGUGGAGCUUGAAGAUGCGGAGCAAAUUGCCCGUGACUUCCUCGAAGCGGACGCCGAAAUUGACCCUAGGAAGGUCCUCGAAGACAUCCUAACCAUUUCCGCCACCACCGAUUCUCGGUCUUAGUCAAGAGGUCGGGUGUGGGACUCGAUGUCGAGAUAACGCGAUCUAGUGGUCAGCGCAGACUAAGUAUGAUGGAAGGAGUCAUGCGAUCGACAGUCAUGUUCUCGUCCACGCCAACUAUUUGCUAGAGUCACACUCAUACCCCUGCAAACUAAGAAUCAUUUGCUAGUUUGGAAGAUCAUUUGUAUAUUCAGCUACUCUAGGGCGAAUCUGAACCUUCUUCUCCUUCGUAAUCUUCGACAAUCGAGACCCUGGCUAUCCAAC
Mytilinidion resinicola is the source of this 2919-nucleotide messenger RNA. RefSeq lists its product as uncharacterized. The record is from RefSeq and is a predicted model, not a curated record. Gene Ontology annotation, biological process: chiasma assembly; mismatch repair. Gene Ontology annotation, cellular component: nucleus. Gene Ontology annotation, molecular function: ATP-dependent DNA damage sensor activity; mismatched DNA binding; ATP binding. Lineage: Eukaryota; Fungi; Ascomycota; Dothideomycetes; Mytilinidiales; Mytilinidiaceae. The transcript is spliced from 13 exons. The coding region runs from base 22 to 2658 and encodes 878 amino acids.